AUGGCGAUAGCUCGAUGGAAGAUCCAGAUUAAGAGUAUCCAGAACUCGACGAACUGGCAGGUGACUUACUCUAAGCGCCGCAAAGGGCUCUUCAAGAAGGCCAACGAGCUCACCGUCCUCUGCGACGCCAAAGUCUCCAGCACCGGCAAGCUCCACGAGUUCAUCAACCCCGCCGCCACGUCAGUCUACAUCACCUCUACUUUCAUUCAAUCUCUCCCUUCCUCUCUCCGAAACCCUAAAUUCCCGAUUCCAUAUGAGAGCGAGUUGAAUCCGAGUUGA
Linum tenue is the source of this 279-nucleotide messenger RNA. Lineage: Eukaryota; Viridiplantae; Streptophyta; Magnoliopsida; Malpighiales; Linaceae. The record is from the annotation of a GenBank genome assembly.